Molecule: messenger RNA, 5025 nt
Organism: Tetrahymena thermophila SB210
Lineage: Eukaryota; Ciliophora; Oligohymenophorea; Hymenostomatida; Tetrahymenidae
Product: transmembrane protein, putative
Exons: 5
Source: RefSeq, a predicted model, not a curated record
AUGAAGCUUAUUGUUUUAACUAUUAGCAUGCUGCUUUUAAACUUUUGUGUGGAUUGCUUAAGAGUUUUCGCUACUUUACCAUAGAUUAUAGUGGAGACUAACGAUAUUAUUAAAAGCACUUUAACAAAAUCUGAAAUGAAUCCUGCUUAUCCUAACUUCUUUUUUUUGACAUUUUAAGGGGCAGAGUUUGCAGUUGUAAACUAAAAAGAUUACUCAAUAAUUGGUAGGAUAAAAGGAAACAUUGUUAAUGCGAUAGUCAAAACCAAUUUUAUUUAUAUAUAAUAUAUGGAUAAUUAUAUUUCCAUUGUUAAAUUAGAAACAAAGUGGAAAUAAUUAAGUUCAGUGAGCAAAUUUGAACCACAAAUAGGUAUUAAUUGCUUUGAUGUUUUAGAUGAUGAGUAAUAUAUGUUAAUCGCUAAUCAUGGCAGUAUAUUAGUAAUAUCUCUUCACUCUAAGCUAAAUCCUUAUGUAAUAAAUUAAGUAGGACCAACUUUGAAAGUAGAAACAGCUUGGAUUUCAAUAAAUUACCCAUAUUUAGUACUAGCCAAUAAAGGAAAAAACCUUGGAGUCUUUGAUUUUUCAAAAUCUAUUGAGUAAAUGAGCUUUCUUACUCAAAUUUCCCUAAAAAAUUCUAGUUAUAUUACUACUUUCAUGAAUUAUAAUGACAAAACAUAUUUGUACUCUUAUUGUAAAUAUUUAGGAGUUAUAACUUAUGAUUUUACUAUGUUAUACAAUGAUAAAAAUUAGUUUAUUAAUAUGGUUAAAUAGUAUAAUGAUUAAAAAAUUACGAUUAAUGUUAUGGAGAUGCAAGGAACAGUUAACAGUUUUGCUGUUUCUCAUAAGUAUAAUUAGCUAUUUAUGUCUAUCAGAUCAAAUGGUAUUUUUAUUUAUGAGCAGUAGCCUAAUAAUUUGAGAUUUGUAUAGUAAAUUUUGUCAAAUGAUCUCUCCAAUUAUGUCAGCUUCUCUGAUCUUGAUGAAAAUUUUGUUCUUCUUGCAGAUGGAAUUAACUUAAAGAUAUUUUGUUCGCAAUAAUUUGAUCAGCUUAGUGAACCAAACUCGUUAAACGUGUUUAACUUAAAUUAGAAUUAAAUAUUGUUAUAAAAUUUUACAAUGAAUCAAUAAACAGAUCGAGGAAACAUUUACUACGAUUCUAAUAAAUAAUUGAUAUUUAUAAGUAAUAAAACAAAUAUUUUAAUAUACUAAAAUGAAGAUAUCCAAUAGCCCUAUUCAAACUAUAGAACUUUAACUGAAAAAAAAUACACUAUUGUUUAUUUCAUAUACUUAAAACUAGGCUAUUUUGUUGCAUUGCGAAAUCCUGAAAAGAUAACAUUUUAUUAAAUUAACUAUUAAUCAUCAACUACUUAUCCUUAAUUAAAUUUGUCUUGUCCUAAUUGUGAAUUUUCGAGCUUAAGUGUCAGCUAUGAUGAAAGUAUUUUGUUUGUAGUAACUAAGUACUCAAUAUUAGUAUAUGAUUUAAGCUCUUUAAGUUAAAUUAAUAAAAGUAAUCCAAAAUUAUUACUCAAUUAUUCUCCAGAAGGAUUAUCUUCAAGCGCGUAUCUAGACUACUUAAAGCUUCACUGGAGCAAUAAAUUAGGUUUUUAUUCGCUUAAGAACUAUGCGAUUGUCUUUUUCAACUUUAAAAAUGAUUAUUAAACUGCUGAGAUUUAAAUUGUUAAAUAAUUUCUUGUUUAAGAUAUUGAGUAUUUUGAUUUUGAUAAACGAAAUUUUAACUAUCUUAUUAUAUGCAGUGGCACAAAAGGAAUAAUAAUUUUUGAUUGUUUUGGGAUUGAAAAUGGAUAACUCCCUUAGUUUGCACAUUAAGUGAGUAUUAAUGGCUGGACUGCUAAUUUUGAUUAACCUGGGACGAAACCCAAUAUUAUUUUAACCAAUUAAAGUUAAGGAGUCUAAAUAUCAGUUAUAAAUAUAGAAAAUAUUUUGGAAUCAGCAGUAGAGUAUUAAAUAAAUAUUUCAAAUGAUGAAAUAAUUUACUAAUCUAUAUUUUUUAGCUAAAAUUCUGAUGGAUUUUUAGCUCUUUCAACAAACAAAGGGUUUAGAUAUAGCACUGUUACAAAACCAAUUAUUUUGUAUUAUUUCUUGAUGAAACAAUCUUAAAUAAAUAGAAUUAAAACAUUUAAUGAGUAGCAAGUGCUCUUAAGAUCCUUUCAAUUUGACAAUAGCUCAUAUAAUGUAGAAGUAAAAGAAAAUAAGCUUAUUAUUUAGGUCAAUGAUGUUUCAGAAAUUAGAAUUUCUCCUAUCUUGUCAAGCUCUUAGAUUAAAUUUAAUAAUAUCUUUCUUUAUCAAAACUAUGAAAAAAUUGCUCCUCCUGAAUGGCUGACUUACUAAGAAAAAGAUUUGCUUAUUAAAAUUCAACCUCCAAAGGAAGUGCUUAAUAGCAAUAGAGGAGAGAUAACUAUUGUUCUUUAAAUUUAUCAAAGUAUAACUCCAAACUACUUCACUAAAGUUAUUUAUAUUAACUCAGCUUAGAGCUAACAAAUUUAUUAGUUGCUUGCUAAAAACUCUAUGAUUGAUCAGUAGGGAAUGUUUUUAAACAAAAAUUUUUAUUAAUUUACCUAUUUAGAAGGAGAUAUCAAAUAAAUUUUGUCAAAUUUAUCACCAACAUAGCUUAGUAUAGCAAUAGAUUUAAUCAAAUUUUCUUAUUACUCCUUGUAGUAUUAAUAUCCAAUAUAACUUAAAGUGAUACCUUCUCUAUCAGUAAAUCUUUUUAAUUAAGAUAAAAUUGAAACUUUGGAUGCUGCUUGUAAAGUAAAAAUAAAAAUUUUGAGCCAAGCAAGUUAAAGUGUUAAGCUUUUUGGAGCAAACUCAUAAGAUACCAUUCAAGUGAGUAAUUUUGUAGAUUUUACUGGAGUUUUUAUACUAGGAAGUCAAUAGUAAAUAAAUUAUUACAUAGAUAAAUCUUUAUUUUAUGGGAUACCUUAUAAUUCUACUAUAGAAGAUUAUGAUCCGUAAAUAAGAUUUGAAGCUUAAGACAGUUUUAACUUCCCUGUAACUUAUGCUACCUAACUAAUCAAUUUACAAUAUAUUAACAGAAUAUAGCCAAUAGUUUAGCAAAUUUCCCUUUAAUCGCAGUACGAUGAGUAGUAUUCUUCAGGACUUACAGUGCAAUAAGAUUUUUCAAUUUAAUUUUUAAUGAAUUCAUUCAAAAAUUCUAAUUUUAUCCCAAUAUCAUACAAAGCCUACUUAUUACAUGAUGAAUCAAAUUAUUUAUAUCAGGAACAAAUAUGCACAAUCUCUUGUAGCUAUUUCAAUUGGAUUCAGUUUGAUGCUUAGAAUUUGAAGAUUUAUGGAUAGGCAGGUUUUAUUAGGUUUAAAAAAAAAUAUAAAGUUCUCAUAGAAGCAUCUGAUUAAUUUGGGAGUAUUAGUGAUAGCUUUGAAAUUUAAUUUAACAAUUUACCUCUUUCGCUGAUUUUGAUUCUAGUUUUUUUAUCAUUAGUCAUUCUUAUUAGUUUAAUUUUGAUAUACUUUUUGAGAAAAAGAAUCCAUAAAAUAACUGCUUUCUAUUCCUAUACACAUUCUAAAAUUGAAGUAAUGGUAAAGUAAAAGUAUUAUAAAUGCAUAGUGUGUGCACCAAAUAUUCUAAAAUCAGCCAGAAUUAUGUUUUUUUUACUCAAAAAAGAUUUCUUUCAAAACCUUAAUCAAAAUACAAAAAAGAAACAAAAAAAAUAAAUUCUAAAUAAAUAAUUUGCAGAGUGCUAUUUUAACGAAUAGGGAAACCUGGAUAAUUAAAAAUUAAAUUCAAGAUUAAUUCAUAUUUUUAAAGUGAAUAAGCAAAAAUUUCCACAAAUUUAGUUAACAAAUAUAAUUUAAAGCAAUUCUAAUUUUAAGAUAGCUAUUUAUAGUCUCCUCUCAUAAGAGCUCCUGGUUAACUCUGAUGCCAAACAAAUAUACAAUUAUUUGAAAAAGGAAGUAAGAAAAAGUAAUAAAUAUCUCGAUUGGUAUAAAGAGUUACUUGAAAUUGAUGAAGAAAAAUUUAUUCAGGAUAAAAAAGAUAUAUUUGAGAGUAAGUAAGAUAUGUCAGAAAGACAGUUUGUUGCUUAUCCUGAUAUCAAACUAAAUAGACAGAAAGUAGAAUAGAUAAUUUAGGAUUAAAAAAAAAUAAUGACUUUAUUUUAAGAUUAAAAAUUGGUAACUAUCGUAGAAAACGCUUUAAAGUCAAACUACUACGGGUAUGAUUUAAGUACAUAAUUAAAAGAUUGGAGAAAUUGUAUAGGAGAAACACUGCACACUAAAGCAGACAGAAUCAACGAAAUAGAAAUAUUUGAAAAAAUAUAUAAUAUUUCGAGUAUUAAAUAGAUAUUAUGUUUCCCUUUUAUAAAGGAAAGAUUUUAUUGUAAUUAUAAAAAUAUCUGUUAAAAUAAAAUUUUAAACCCAGACUAAAAAUUACCUAGGUGGAUUUAGGUUUUAGUUACUAACAAUUAAAUUCUAAUCAAACUUUCGCCAAAACGUGCCAGUGUUGGUGAAUACAUAAUUACCUUCAAAAACUCGAAGGGAUACACAGUAUAUUCGUUUGGUGUAUUGCUCAAAUUCCCUAAAUCUCCAUAAAUGACUUAUCAUGCAACAAAUUAAAACAACAACGAAUUUAAUUAAAUUGAGAUGAAAAAGUAAGUAUAAAUUUCUGAAGAAGAAAGUGUUGAAGAUGAUGAUAGUCACUAAGAAAGAAAGAAAAAAUCUUAGAAUUAAAUUGUUAUAGAUUUAAGAAAAAUUAAAUAAGCAGACAGCAAAAAUAUAGACACUUAGACUUAUCUACAAACUCAAAAUAAUUAAUCCCCUAAUUCUAAGUUUAAUUUGAGAUUAUAAUCUAUAAAUUUAUUAUAAUAAAAUUCUCUCUAAAACUUUCGCCGAGGAUCUAUUUAAUCUGUUGAGCAGCUCUAAAAUGUCAGCUUGAUAAAUUUAGAAAAAAUAGACUAUUAUUAGACUAGCUAAAAUGAAAUUAAUGAAGGUAUUAAUACUAUUUAAAGCUAAAAAUAAUUCUUGGGCAGAGACGUACGACACAAAAAUCCCUUUUGA